AUGGCUGACGACGCAAGUACCAUUCCUCCGACGUCAGUGCCCACACUGAGUGUAGCCAUCCUGCCCGUCGGACACCCUCCUCUUCAGCUGCCUACCUGUCUACAUAGCAUCUACCAUGCUUGGACGUCCAGCCAGGGCGCUGCCCUCUGCCAAGAGCCACUUGCCCUGUGCGAGCUCCAGGCGGCUCUGACGCGAGGGAAACGCCGCAUCGCACCAGGAGCAGACGGUGUAGUGCCACAGAUGCUCCGCAACCUGGCCGCCAGCGAGCAACAGCGCCUGCUCGAGUGCUUCAGUGAGAUCUGGCAGUCAGGGCAAGUGCCAGAGGCAUGGCGCAGAGCCAUUGUGGCACCCAUGCUCAAGCCAAGAAAACCAGCUAGGGAACUGUUAUCCAACCUACCGGUCUCCCUCACCUCCGCUGCCUGCAAGGUGAUGGAGGCCAUGGCUCUGGCACGACUGCACUGGGUGGCCCGUGCUCGCGGCUUCCUGGCAGACCAACAGACGGGCUCCCGGCGGCGGUGGUGCACUGCGGACUCCAUCGCUGACAUGGUGUCCACCCUGGAGGACGCCAAGGCCGGCGGGGACCUCGUGAAGCUCUUGCUGAUCGACGUACAGGGUGCUUUUGACAGCCUCGCUCACGCAGUUUUCCAGCAGGGCCUGCACCUCCUCGGCAUCUGUGGCAACCUACGGGAGUUCCUCUCGUCGUUCCUGCGCAAUCGCACCCUCAGGCAUCGGCCUUACCAUCUCGGCCAGGAAGACCGAGGCCCUGCUACUGCAUCCCAGAGAAUCAGCCCACCGCUCAGCUGCCCGGCUGAGCUUGGAGGGCGUCCGAUCUCAUGGAGCAAGGCAGUCACCUACCUGGCGCUGCGCACUGACCAUCGGCUAACCUGGCUGCCGGCUACCAAGGCCCUGUGCACCCAGGCGCUUGGGGUCCGCAAGGCAAUCUCACAGCUCCUUGCCCGUGGACAGGGUUGUACCACCAGGUGGGCCCUGCAGCUAUUUCAAGCUGCAGCCAUUUCACUGCUACUGUAUGCCCUCCCUCUUGUGGCGCUGCCCCUACCCCGCCUGCGGAAACUGGAGCUGCAGCACCGGUCAGCAGUACGGCUGUGUCUUGGCGUUCCCCAAACCUCACUUUGGCUGAGGCAGGUGCCUGGCCCCUGUGAUUACUGCUCCUUCAAAAGGGGCUACGGCACAUUGAUCGCCUACAUCAUGCCGCAGAUGGUCAAGCACUCCUGA
Molecule: messenger RNA, 1233 nt
Organism: Dermacentor andersoni
Lineage: Eukaryota; Metazoa; Arthropoda; Arachnida; Ixodida; Ixodidae
Source: RefSeq, a predicted model, not a curated record